Messenger RNA from Scomber scombrus (Atlantic mackerel), 1365 nucleotides. It is a transcript of the gene gdf6a, whose product is annotated as growth differentiation factor 6a. The transcript is spliced from 2 exons. Bases 1 to 1365 code for a protein of 454 amino acids. Gene Ontology annotation, molecular function: growth factor activity; cytokine activity. Gene Ontology annotation, biological process: SMAD protein signal transduction; BMP signaling pathway. The record is from RefSeq and is a predicted model, not a curated record. Gene Ontology annotation, cellular component: extracellular region. Lineage: Eukaryota; Metazoa; Chordata; Actinopteri; Scombriformes; Scombridae.
AUGGACGCAUCUCGAGUCAUAACGCUUUAUCUGGGCCUGCUCCUUGUUUUCCUUGGGAAUAUACCGUGUUUCCAGUCAGCUGCUAUCAUCUCUCCCUCUGCGCCGAGGAGGAACAGGGGAGCCAGGAUCCAUCAUCAGAACGGACAAAGGUCAACCAAAUUCCUAAAAGACAUCUUCGCGUCCUCGCAUCCUAUCGUGAGCCUCCACAAAGAAGACCUAAAGGACGAUAUUGUGCCGCAUGAAUACAUGCUCUCUAUAUACAGGACAUACUCGGCUGCAGAGAAGCUCGGACUAAAUGCAAGCUUUUUCCGGUCGUCUAAAUCUGCCAACACCAUAACAAGUUUUGUGGACAGAGGAACAGACGAUCUUUUGCACUCUCCUCUGCGAAGACAAAAGUAUCUGUUUGAUGUCUCAACCCUUUCAGACAAAGAGGAGCUGGUCGGGGCGGAAUUAAGGAUAUUUAGGAGAGCGCCAGGGGAUUUGCAGACUUCCCUUCAGACGACGGGCCUCUACGACAUCCAGCUCUACCCCUGCCACUCGGACAGGCUGCUGCAGUCCAGGUCGCUGGACCCUCUGGACUCCACCAAAGCCGGCUGGGAAGUUUUGGACGUGUGGGAAAUGUUUAAAGCACAUCAUCAUCAUUAUCACCACCCCCACCAUCACCAUCAUCACCAUCACCAUCCUCAUCAGCAGCAGCAGGGGAACCAGCUCUGCCUCCAGCUCCGGGUCACUCUGGGCAAAUCAGACAACGAGGUGGACCUGAGUCAGCUGGGGUUGGACAGGAGCAGCCGAUCCCAGCAGGAGAAGGCCAUCCUGGUCGCUUACACCCGCUCCAAGAAGAGGGAGAACCUGUUCAACGAGAUGAAGGAGAAGAUCAAAUCGCGGAGGUCCGUCGGCGAGGUGGAGGAGGCGGUGGUGAGGGCGGCGGCGGAGGAGGAGGAUGGGGUCGGGGGGGCGUCGCUGCGGGGGGUUAAAGGAGAGGGGCCCCGGCGGCGGCGGAGGACAGCGCUGAGCAACCGGCACGGGAAGAGACACGGGAAGAAAUCGAAAUCCAGGUGCAGCAAAAAGGCGCUGCAUGUGAAUUUCAAAGAGUUGGGAUGGGACGACUGGAUCAUUGCGCCCCUGGAUUACGAGGCGUACCACUGCGAAGGGGUGUGCGACUUCCCCCUGAGGUCGCACCUCGAGCCGACCAACCACGCCAUCAUACAGACGCUCAUGAACUCCAUGGACCCCAACAGCACCCCGCCCAGCUGCUGCGUCCCCACCAAACUCAGUCCCAUCAGCAUCCUGUAUAUAGACUCAGGCAAUAACGUAGUGUACAAACAGUACGAGGACAUGGUGGUGGAGCAGUGUGGGUGCAGGUAG